Molecule: messenger RNA, 579 nt
Organism: Striga asiatica
Lineage: Eukaryota; Viridiplantae; Streptophyta; Magnoliopsida; Lamiales; Orobanchaceae
Source: the annotation of a GenBank genome assembly
AUGAACGCGUGGAUUUGCUUGCAGGGUUUCAGCGCUUUCGGCUUCAUGCAUCUUUGCAGUAAUUUGCUGCAAUGGCGCGCAAUUGAAAUGGGCUGUGAAAGCGACGGUGUUUUCAUGUCCUCUGUUUUAGUUCCAUUGCAACUUUCUGGCACCAACAACAAAAUGAGGAAAACGACUAGCGGUUGCUCCUGGAUAUUGAUAUUGAGCUUUUCUGAAAUUUUGUUUCGUCUCAUAAAAAUUCAAAACAAAAGCACAGUUACGAAAUCAAUCCAACUAAUUUACCGAACCCUUUCUAACUUUGAGAAACGCAACAGACCCCAAUCCCGUGUCAAGCUUCCCAUUCGACAAAGGCAUCCGCUUUUUCCAGCAGCCCAGGCUCCUGAAAAUAGCAGCCCCACAAAACUCAUCCCUCAUACAAGCUUCCCUGCACUCACCCACCGUGCUCGGAACUAUCUGUUCAUAGUCGUUUUUCGGCCAGUCCACAUCCGGAAUCUCCACCAGCUCGUAAUCAUCAUCAGUACAACUAUUCCCCGAAAAUUCCUGCUUGCAACCUCCACAACGGUUAUUCGGGUCGACUAA